CUGCCGCACGUGUUGUGGUGCCUUCAUUCUUGUGCUUACCUUGUUUGUAGUGAAAUAACAAAAAAGCCAGUCAGGGCCGAUCUCUCUCCGCUCACCCUUGUGUACUGAAAUCCGAACACCAAACUGAGACUGUGUAGUGUUGUGCGAAUGUAUGGAUUGUCGUAGUAGGGGUAGCAAGAUAAGAUAAGAUAAAGAUGCGCACGAUCGGCAGUUAAAGAAACUAUACGUGUUUGUGUAGUUGUGAGAGAUGAGUUUUAUAUAAAAUUAUGAAACUAAGUGCAGUGAAAUAGUGAUUUGUAUGUGAUGCUAUAUUGAAAACCAUGGGUUGUCAGUUGGGAAAGCUGGCUUCGUCGGAGAGGAGGUCUGGUGACGCGGUCUUGAGUGAGGGGCCGCCGCCGAAAACGGAUCCGCGCCUGCCUCUAACUGCGAAGCAGAAGUACUCCAUGGUAGCAUCAUGGAAGGGAAUUUCGCGAGCCAUGGAGAAAACUGGCAUAUGCAUGUUUAUUAAACUGUUCGAGGAGAACCAAGAUCUUCUUAACAUGUUCGAGAAAUUUCGACAGUGCAAGACAAAAGACGAGCAAAUUAACUCAAUGGAGUUAGCGGAGCAUGCUAAUAAUGUUAUGAACACGUUGGAUGAGGGCAUAAAGGGAUUGGACGAUUUGGACAAUUUCUUUCAAUAUAUCCACCAGGUUGGCGCCAGUCAUAGACGAAUACCUGGCUUCAAAGUAGAAUAUUUUUGGAAAAUAGAAGCGCCAUUUCUAGCCGCAGUAGAGUCGACUCUGGGUGAUCGCUAUACGCCAAACGUAGAGAACAUAUAUAAAAUAACAAUAAAGUUUAUCCUACAGACGCUUGUAGAUGGCUACGAGAAAGCCGCGAAAGCCUCCAACUCAACGUGAACCCUCUGGGAUUUGACAUUUCCUGAGCUCAGAUUGUUCUUACGGGCAGAAGAUAAAUUACUUUUUGGUCUAAAAACUGAAUAUAACUUUUUUACUGCCAUAAUAAUAUUUAUAUAUAAUAUUAUUUGUGAACUUUUGCAAUAAGAAUAAAGUUUCUUGUUAAUUUACAACGUUUGUUAUUCUUAUAGUAGGAGUGAAUUGAUUUGAGCUCAGGUCAUAUUGGAUGUUGAUUUUUUGGAUAUUUCGGAUCUCAUAUUUUUGGAGAUGUGUGUACAAAAGUCAAUUUAGAAACCUACUAUGUAUAUAAAUGUAUACAAUUGUCUUCUCACGAAUUCUAAUAUCGAGAAUUCUUCACGUGUAAACUUCAUCUUAAUUUUAUAAUUGUAAUAUAUUGCUUAGUUGUAAAGUGUAUUUUAGAAUAAUUGUCGUAAAAUAAUGACUAUCUCUUUUACGCGAGUACUACAAAUGAAACUUCUUUAUUCAUAUAUAUAUCUAACAAUCAUUUAGCCAAAGACCAGUAAAGCAUGAAAUAUCAACGUAUAUUAUAUAUGACUAUACCUUUCACAAUAUUUUAUAACGCCAAAAAAUACAAAGGAACCUAUUCUUUAUUUAUCCUGAAAAGAAAAGGUGAAAUAACCAGAAAGGCUAGUGUCAACGAGAGCUGUUAGCUUAGGAUGUGAAUAUUGAUUGUAGAGGUAACGUGCCGUGACGUCACGGGCGUGGCGUGUGACUUGAAGUUUCAAUUACGAUUAACGAACUCGUUUAACGGCGUGUAAUCCGUUAUGUACCAUUUCGGUGACUCUUCCUGCUGCUUUUUCUUUAAUUAUUUAUAAGUGGUGCAAUUAUUAAUUAAAUCGUUGCCAAAUAAUAAGUUUUAUCAAGCUUUCACUGUAAACUAUAGAUGUUAAUAAAUGUUAAUUAAUUAUAGUUUAAUGUCGCUUUGAAUAGAGUCAAAAUUGUGUUUUCCUACACUUUAUCGUCGUUAAAAACGUCGGAAAUUUUACUUAAGCUGUUUUAUAUAGAUUUAUCAUAUCCCAAUCUAAAACUAAAAAUAAUUUUCACUGCCUUUACUUUCUAAAUUAUCCGUUAUUCUGACAUUGUUUCGUAUAUUAUUAAUAUACCAUUAGAGAUAAUAUAAUUGACGCCUCUGAGUAUGAUAGAAAGAUAAGAUUAUCAAUACAUAAAAAUAUGAGUGUCAACCAGUGUAUUUACAUAUAUUUAUUACCAGUGCAUAAUGUUGUGCUUUUUCAGAAUAUUCGUGGCUUUAUUUUCUAAAUGUAUGUGAAGUCAAUGUAAGAAAAUUCUACGCUUAAUGUGUACUUAUGUAAAUAGAGAUAUACUAUUAUUCCUACUGUGUUUUUCUGAAUUGUUACCAUAUAUGUUUAAAUUAUUUUUUUUCGUUAUUAACAAAUUUUCCUAAAAUCUCGUAAGGAAUGUAUAAUGUUAUAAUUUAAUAUGAAAAUACGAGAUAUUUCAGUUCCUUUGCAUUGAAUAAAAAUGUCAGAUUGCGAGGCGUUGAACGAAUAUUGAAUUACUUAUCUGCAUUCCCGAGGGAGCUACAGGAUCACAAAGAAAAUGUAUUUAUUACAGUUUAAACAGGAAAAUUGAAUUUUUACUUCCAUUAAAGCAUCAGGUAGAAGGGCUUUGACGAAAGAAAUAAUUAUCGCAGCCAGUGAGAUCUUUUGCCGUAUAAAAUAAUACAAUGACAUCAGGCCUAGUCACUUGGCCAUACAUACAUACGUUGGGCGGUCACGAUUGUUACAAAGUAUUUUUAUUUAGGACUUCUGACCUAUAGAAUCUACUAAGAUAGUCAAUUUGAAGAACGAACCUAUUUAGUAUUUUUAAAAGCAAUUGAAAAAAUGGAAUUGUUUUUAAUUUCCAAUCUCCAAAAACUUGUAGAUUGGAAGUAUUAAGUGUAUGCAUAUUAGGCCAGCAAUAUUUUUAAGUACAUUUGGAAUGCCCAAAGUGAUCGUCAAAAAACCAAGUGGCACGUAGGGGUGAAACGCUUUUAAUAAUAAUAAAUACUUUUAUUCAGACAAUAGAGUAUUAACAAUGAUAGCUCUUAUUCUAAUGAUGAUAUAUUACAUCAAGCAUCAACUCUUCAUCCGUUUGCCAAGUGGCCUGCCCCACUCUUCACCUUACGCGCCUUACGCGCUGACAUACAUUUCCCAUCAUGUUUGUGAAUCUGUCCCGUGAAAUGUGGAAACUGAAUGUUAAAAGAAUUAAUAAUUCCGGGCAGGCAGGUGUAACCAAAUUCAUCAUAUAAUCACUAUAAUUAUAGCUAUAACAAUUCAGUAUUUUUUCAAGACCCUCGUUUAAUAAUGAUUUGUUGGUGACAUUCGAUUUCCAGGUUAAAAUAGGACCUAGUCAUUUCGAUCAAGACGGCUAAUUUUCCUUGUCAUGCCAAUGUGUUUCUUAAAAGUUUUGAUAUGUUUAUAAAAUUUCUGGUGUAUUUUUUAUUUGUAUAAUACAAAUUUGUAUCGGUACCAAAAAUAUAUUUCAUAGACUUAUACUCUGAAAUCAAUAUUGUUUUAAAUUUCGAUGCAUUAGCCAAGCAUUUCACUAGUACGGGUCACUUGUCUAGUAGUUAAUAGUUUUUAAGAGAUGAAUGUUUGUAUUAU
This is a messenger RNA of Pieris brassicae (large cabbage white), 3517 nucleotides long. RefSeq names its product neuroglobin-like. Bases 321 to 896 code for a protein of 191 amino acids. Gene Ontology annotation, molecular function: heme binding; oxygen binding. The transcript is spliced from 5 exons. Lineage: Eukaryota; Metazoa; Arthropoda; Insecta; Lepidoptera; Pieridae. The record is from RefSeq and is a predicted model, not a curated record.